UAUAAUAAUUAAAAUGCUAUUGUCAUCAUUUAUAGUAAUCUUAGAGCAUCAUUAUCCAUGAUUUCUUAGGGUGGAGUUUUUAGGGGAAUAUAAAAAACUAAAAAGUUAAGAAACUGUUUUUUAAAGUAGUAUAAUUUCGCUGUGUUUGAAGUAUUUUUGUUUCAGUUUAUAUUCUUAUUAAAAUUUUCUUCACAUAAAUUUCAAAUUAGAAUCCUCUUAAAAUGUAGUUCAAUUCUGUUAUAAAAAUAAAAUGAUAUCUUGUUGAUUUAUAAAUAAAUUGAUAAAGAUUUUAAAAUUAUAGAUAAAUCGUAUAUAUUAAAUUUUAAACUGAAUCCAAAUUUUUAAAAAUCUUAUCUAUUUUAAGUCUGAUGGAGUUGAUUUAGACUUAUAUAACCAAUAACGACCCCUAAAACUAAUGAGGAUGAUAUUCAUUUCAUGCGAAAUACAAUUGGACCAAUAGAAUAAAAUAAUUUUUAUUGUAUUACACUAAAUUUAAAAAGUACAAUAUAACAGUUUACAAAAAAAAGUAAAAUAUAAACUGAUGUUAUCAGUAUCCUUCUUCUCAGUUAUCAUCGUGAUUGUGUGAAUUCUACUCUUUUAUUUCCAUUUUCUCGUUCAACCAACUCCCAGAUAUAUAUGGGAUCCUCCCAUUUAUAUUGCCAAAGGCAAAAGCAUUUGUUAAGAUUAAAUACCCAUUAUAGUGGGCAAUUCAAUCUUUCCCACAUUUGCUUUUGUCUGAAGAAAGUGUCUAAUUUAGGCCACUUUUUCAAAUUUAUUUUUAUUUUGGACUGACAUAGUUGGCAAUGUGUUGGAAAGAGACAAUCUAAGAUGUCAUUUUCUUGCCUAGGUCCAACAAAUUUUGAUGAAACCCAUGUUGCCUAACGAAAAAUGUUUUUGACAAAAAAACUCUAUUUUUACAGUUGACUUCCACAGAGUAAACAUAUUGUCAAGCAGGUGUUAAAAAAACAUAUUGUCAAGACUACUCCCGUCACUACAAUAUCUAAUAAAAAAAAUGAGUAGGUUAUUGUUACAAUGAAUUAGUAUAGUCACUUUUUAUUUGAGAAGACCCUAUGUCUAACAAAUAUAUAAAAUUAGGCAGGCAAAGUAAAGUAUACUUAUCUCUACAUUAUAACAUGUUAUUAUUUUCCUUACUUGGCCCCAUCUCAGUUCUUCACCUCUAUAUCUAUCCCCACAUUUCAUUGCAUUGAUUCUCUUACAAAACACCCUCCCCACCCCCUCCAUGUCUAAAAUGUUUAGCAGAAUUGCAAUGACCAACUAUGUUGUUGUGCUUCUUCUUUCCUUAACAUCCUUAGAACAUGGAUUAUUGUUUCAAAGGGUGUCCUCUCUUGGCAUAAACUACGGUCAAGUCGGCGACAAUCUUCCUCCACCAGACAAAGUUAUACAACUCUUGGGCUCACUCCAUAUCAACAAGACAAGAAUAUACGACACAAACCCUAAAGUCUUAAGCUCAUUCGCCAAUUCUAACAUCGAGCUCUUCGUCACUGUCGAAAACCAGAUGCUUCCCAGCUUAGUCGACCCUCAACAAGCUCUCCAAUGGGUCACGUCCCGUAUCAAACCCUUCUUUCCGGCCACUAAGAUCGGCGGUAUUGCUGUUGGAAACGAACUAUACACCGACGACGACUCGAGCCUCAUAGGGUAUCUUGUACCCGCAAUGAUGAGUAUUCAUGCAGCUCUCGUCCAAACUGGUCUAGACAAGUACAUUCAAGUAUCUACUCCGAAUUCACUAUCAGUCCUUCAAGAAUCUUACCCACCCUCCGCCGGAUGUUUCAGACCGCAAGUCACUGGCGUAAUGACGCAGCUUCUAAGCUUCUUGCAUAGCACGAAAUCCCCUUUUUGGAUCAAUGCUUACCCUUACUUCGCUUACAAGGAUUCCCCAACAAAGAUCCCAUUAGAUUACGUUCUCUUCAACCCUAACCCUGGAAUGGUUGACCCCUACACCAAGUAUCACUACGACAACAUGCUCUAUGCUCAAGUAGACUCUGUGAUCUUCGCCAUGGCAAGGCUUGGCUUCAAAGAUAUCGAGGUUGGGGUCUCAGAGACUGGUUGGCCGUCUAAAGGUGACGGAGAUGAGGUUGGAGCCACCGUGGCCAAUGCGGCAGUUUAUAACAAGAAUCUUCUAAAGAGACAACUUCAGAGUGAAGGAACGCCACUGAGAAAAAACAUGGGACUUGAUGUUUAUCUUUUUGCUCUCUUUAAUGAAGACCUUAAACCAGGACCAACCUCUGAGAGAAACUAUGGAUUGUAUCAGCCUGAUGAGACCAUGGCUUACAAUGUAGGUUUAUUAUCAUCAUCACAAUCAUCUACUUCUUCAACUAAUUCUAUUGUUUCCCUCACUUCCUCUGCCUCUACGGAUAUAACGAGGGGAAAGCAACGGUUGAUAUAUUUUAUGUGCAUUUACUUGCUGGCCAUUCAUAUGCUAAUUAGAAGACGGUACUAGAGGCAGAAACAAAACCGAGAGAAACUGUUUAUAUUAUUAAAAGCAAAUGGACCAAGCCCAGAUACAACAGAAACACCAAAGGCCCAAACAUAAACGGGCUACAACAUACGGCCGAAGCCCCAAACAAUUUAGACGGCUCCUCGGCCCAACCUUACAAAACCGGACGAUCAAGGCCCAUGAGAGAAACAAGGAAGCAGAGGAAGAGACACGUGGGAUGAUCUACACCAUUCAGAUCGGCAUGCGUUUCUCCGCCUCAACUUGCCCUUCAUCGACUCCGGAAGAAACCGGAAGAGAUCGCCGGAACGCUCGUUUCGCCGGAGCUCAGAUACCGUCAGAGCCUCCGCCGAAACCACCUAAUUUCCUUGCUUUUACAUCAUGUCGGAGGUUUUUCUCAAACCAUCGAGAUCUCCCCCGACACAACCAAACUUCAAACCAUUAGAGAAAUCAUCGUUUUACCCGCACUGUCAACACGCGGAAGAGAUCAAUCGAAACACGAGAUCAUCUCCGCCUUUGAACCGCUUAAAACCCUAGACGCGCGCAUCGAGAACCACCUAAUUGUUGACUUGACCGACUUCACCUCGGCGGAGAGCUUCAUCAUCAAAACGAGAACUCCUCCGCCCUGACCCAGAACCAC
This is a messenger RNA of Brassica napus (rape), 3092 nucleotides long. Its product is annotated as glucan endo-1,3-beta-glucosidase 11. Gene Ontology annotation, cellular component: plasma membrane. The transcript is spliced from 5 exons. Gene Ontology annotation, molecular function: hydrolase activity, hydrolyzing O-glycosyl compounds. NCBI's taxonomy places the organism in Eukaryota, Viridiplantae, Streptophyta, Magnoliopsida, Brassicales, Brassicaceae. Gene Ontology annotation, biological process: carbohydrate metabolic process. The record is from RefSeq and is a predicted model, not a curated record. Bases 1241 to 2458 code for a protein of 405 amino acids.